AUGAAGGAUCCCCUCCUCCUGGUGCUCAUUGCUGGGGCCACUGGGGUCUAUUGCAGUGAGUAUAGCCUGAAUGAUAUAUAGACUGUGUGAUCUAUAGACUGAAUGAUAUAUAGACUGUAUGAUAUAUAGACUGAAUAAUAUAUAGACCGAAUCAUAUAUAGACUGUAUGCUUGAUCUAUAAACUGUGUGAACAGAGUGAAAACUCAGGAUUUCCUGACUUACAGGGUCGCACUCACUCUGACAUGUGUCUGUCUCAGGUCUCUCUCUGACAUGUGUCUGUCUGUCUCAGGUCUCUCUCUGACAUGUGUCUGUCUGUCUCAGGUCACUCUCUCUCUGACAUGUGUCUGUCUAUCUGUCUCAGGUCUCUCUCUCUGACAUGUGUCUGUCUGUCUCAGGUCUCUCUCUGACAUGUGUCUGUCUGUCUCAGGUCUCUCUCACUCUGACAUGUGUCUGUCUGUCUCAGGUCUCUCUCUCUCUGACAUGUGUCUGUCUGUCUCAGGUCUCUCUCACUCUGACAUGUGUCUGUCUGUCUCAGGUCUCUCUCUCUCACUGACAUGUGGUUGUCUGUCUCAGGUCACUUUCUCUCACAUGUGUCUGUCUGUCUCAGGUCACUCUCUCUCUCUCUGACAUGUGUCUGUCUGUCUCAGAUCACUCUCUCUCUGACAUGUGUCUCAGGUCUCUCUCUCUUUCUCUCUGACAUGUGUCUGUCUGUCUCAGGUCUCUCUCUGACAUGUGUCUGUCUGUCUCAGGUCUCUCUCUCUCUCUGACAUGUGUCUGUCUGUCUCAGGUCACUCUCUGUCUCUGACAUGUGUCUAUCUGUCUCAGGUCACUCUCUCUCUCUCUCUGAUGUGUCUGUCUGUCUCAGGUCACUCUCUCUCUGACAUGUGUCUGUCUCAGGUCUCUCUUUCUGACAUGUGUCUGUCUGUCUGUCUGUCUCAGAUCACUCUCUCUCUCUCUCUGACAUGUGUCUCUCUGUCUGUCUCAGGUCUCUCUCUGACAUGUGUCUGUCUGUCUCAGGUCACUGUCAGGGUCUUACCUGAGUUGGGAGUCUGUAGCGCAGAUAUGAUGCUCACCCUUGCAGAUAGCCACAGGCCGAGGUGGUCAGGUAAGAAUUCACCUGGCCUGUGGGUCUGUGCACGGGGGCUGUGCAGGAUGCAGUACCAAUACGCAGGACAGGCAAGGACUGAACCAGCAGGAUGGUCGAGGGAUAGCCGAGGUCAAAGGAUGCCAGAGGACAGGAACAACGAGGAGUAGCCGAAGUCAAGGGAUGCCAGAAGUCAGAAUAAACGAGUCAGGAAGCCGGGGUCAAUAAUGCGAAGCGAUGAAACAGAAACACUGGAACAAACAGGAUCAAGGACUUGACACUGAGCACAGGGCGAGGCUGGGUUUAUAUACCCUGCUGAUGACUGAUCAGAGUCAGGUGAAACACAGCCAAGUCAAGGUGCAGCCCCCAGAGUAGUAGCCAUGUCAGGAUGAACAGGACUGGAAUCAGUCUUCACUGUAAAUAGCUGCUGUGGCUCAGAGGUAGAAAGCAGGACCAGGACUGAGAAGAUCCCCGGUUCAAGUCCCCUGUUGGGAACUCCAAGAGCGACCACGUCUUGCCGUCUGUCUAUCAGGUGAGAACCGUGACAGUACCCCCCCCUUUAAAAACGACCUCCGGGCGUGAAUGGGUUCAUUGUCAGCAUAGUACACCUCUCCAGGGUCACUAUCUGAAUCCAGUGAGUCCCCAUAGUCAAACUCCCCAGCAAGGAUUCCCUUUACAGCUUGGGAGUCCGCAGUACCAGCUUCUGGUACGGCUGGAGAAUUGUCCAGGUCUUUUAGGUUCCGGGUACAGGUGGCAAGCACUUCCAAAACUUUGGCAGGAGCAGUGUUCGCAGCUAACAAUGCUUUUUCGAACAUAUCAAGGUCUUCUUUACGGACUAUAGUGCCAUUAGAAGCAACGGCACAAUCCACAGGUAAAACCUCUUCGGGCGGGCAGGAAGUAGUGGUGGUAUCACAGGAAGCAACUUCGGGAGUAGAUGCAGGAGGCUCUGGAGCAGGGGAUGGAGGUUUUCUCGCGGAAGCCAAGCAUGUGCAAGCACAACGGCUUCUAUUUGGCUUUUUAGGCUGGUAUGCGGUGUACACAGGGCGAAGGAAACUAGUACCAAGUCGGAGAGCUGGAGGUCUAGGAGGGCGAACAGGACAAAGCGUGAUGAAGUGCCCUUUUUCUCCACAGUAAUAACAUAGGCCAUAGCUUCUCCUUCGGUCUUUUUCCUUAGGUGUCACUUUGCAGUGGACGAGUCCUAAUUGCAUAGGUUCCACAGGGUCAAGUGGAACACCGGAUACCUCUGGAGUUUUCCUGGGAGCUGGAACAUAAGGAGGCAUUUCUGGGGCGUAGUGGUGGUACUCGGUUUCUUGGUUAGGAAGAGUCUGAGAUUUUUUAGUACGUGGAGCUGACUUGGCCACAGUGGUCUUACAUUGUGAGUCCAUAGCAGUACUAAAGGAUUCCCAGCUGACCAGGACAGGACUCUUCGUCUGCAACAUUUGGUGAGCCCAAACUUUGAUGCGUCCAGACAACAGGUUGAUAGCCGCUCGGACCUUGAUAAAAUCUGUGGCAUAUGUUCGAGGCUUUAAAGAAAACAACACCUCACAAUCCAUCUUGAAAGACUGAAAGGAUGUGCGGCUACCAUCAAAUCGGUCGGGCAUGAUGACAAACGGUUCAGGAAAAGCUGGUUCCGGGGCUGGAUGUACUGCGCCUUUAAGGAAUAAAAUUUCUUGCUGCAGCUCCGAAACAGUCUGGGCCAGGCUGGACACACGCUGGGUCGAGGGUGAGCACAUCUCUGCGGACUCCAUAAUGGUCAAGUCCUUAUGUCAGGGUCUUACCUGAGUUGGGAGUCUGUAGCGCAGAUAUGAUGCUCACCCUUGCAGAUAGCCACAGGCCGAGGUGGUCAGGUAAGAAUUCACCUGGCCUGUGGGUCUGUGCACGGGGGCUGUGCAGGAUGCAGUACCAAUACGCAGGACAGGCAAGGACUGAACCAGCAGGAUGGUCGAGGGAUAGCCGAGGUCAAAGGAUGCCAGAGGACAGGAACAACGAGGAGUAGCCGAAGUCAAGGGAUGCCAGAAGUCAGAAUAAACGAGUCAGGAAGCCGGGGUCAAUAAUGCGAAGCGAUGAAACAGAAACACUGGAACAAACAGGAUCAAGGACUUGACACUGAGCACAGGGCGAGGCUGGGUUUAUAUACCCUGCUGAUGACUGAUCAGAGUCAGGUGAAACACAGCCAAGUCAAGGUGCAGCCCCCAGAGUAGUAGCCAUGUCAGGAUGAACAGGACUGGAAUCAGUCUUCACUGUAAAUAGCUGCUGUGGCUCAGAGGUAGAAAGCAGGACCAGGACUGAGAAGAUCCCCGGUUCAAGUCCCCUGUUGGGAACUCCAAGAGCGACCACGUCUUGCCGUCUGUCUAUCAGGUGAGAACCGUGACAGUCACUCUCUCUCUGACAUGUGUCUGUCUGUCUCAGGUCCCUCUCUCUCUCUGACAUGUGUCUGUCUGUCUCAGGUCUCUCUAUCUCUGACAUGUGUCUGUCUGUCUCAGGUUCCUCUCUCUCUCUGACGUGUCUGUCUGUCUCAGGUCUCUCUCUCUCUGACAUGUGUCUGUCUGUCUCAGGUCUCUCUCUCUCUCUGACAUGUAUCUGUCUGCCUCAGGUCACUCUCUCUCUGACAUGUGUCUGUCUGUCUCAGGUUCCUCUCUCUCUCUGACACGUGUCUGUCUGUCUCAGGUCUCUCUCUCUGACAUGUGUCUGUCUGUCUCAGGUCUCUCUCUCUCUCUGACAUGUAUCUGUCUGCCUCAGGCCACUCUCUCUCUCUGACAUGUGGUUGUCUGUCUCAGGUCACUUUCUAUGACAUGUGUCUGUCUGUUUACCUGUCUGUCUCAGGUCACUCUCUCCAGUUCUAUGGCACAGCUGUAUCCGUUUCCGGACUUGGGCUGCCAGACUAUACAUUGGUGGGUUUUGUGAAUGUGAUACAGAUUAUAAAAUACAACAGUGACAUCGGCCGGGCCGUUCCCGUGGCUCCGUGGGUAAAGAAAUUGGAAACUGAAUACUGGGUGAUAAUUACACAGAUCGGCAAAGAGGGGGAAGCUGUAUUCAAACGGGAAUUUAAGACGUAUUUGCCUUUCUACAAUCUGACAGGUGAGAUACACACACAUAUACACACUGACACACAAAGUAUAUACACUGUAUACACACACUGACACACACCGUAUAUACACACUGACACACACUGAAACACACAGUAUAUACACACACAGUAUAUACACACUGACACACACAGUAUAUACACACAAUGUAUAUACAAACACUGGAUAUACACACUGACAUACAGUAUAUACACACUGACACUCAAUGUAUAUACAAGCACUGUAUAUACACACUGACACACACCGUAUAUACACACUGACACACAAAGUAUAUACACACAGUAUAUACACACUGACACACACUGUAUAUACACACUGACACACACCGCAUAUACACACUGACACACACAGUAUAUACACACUGACACACAAAGUAUAUAUACACACAGUAUAUACACAGUAUAUACACACUGACACACACUGUAUAUACACACUGAAACACACAUUAUAUACACACACACACAGUAUAUACACACUGACACACACAGUAUAUACACACACAAUGUAUAUACAAACACUGGAUAUACACACUGACAUACAGUAUAUACACACUGACACUCAAUGUAUAUACAAGCACUGUACAUACACACUGACACACACUGUAUACACACUGACACACAAUGUAUACACACUGACACACUGUAUAUGCACUAUACAUAUGGAUAAUGGUUAUGUUUUUUAGACUUCACCCCUGCUAUUGACUCUGCUCUUCUCUCUGUAAGCCCCACCCCCUCAUGUGAAAUGUCAGAAUAACAAAAACAUUUUCCUUUUGCUUAAUAAUUUGAGUGGAUCAUUUAACCAAUCAAUUUGUGCCCAAAGGACCAGAGCAUGUAUAGUAUUUCCUUGCAGGCUUUUUAAUGUAAACACUGCCUUUUCAGAGAAAAGGCAAUGUUUACAUGAGCGGUGUACCCAGAGCUUUUGCCACCUGGACCACAACUCCAGCUGCCCCUCUAUGUGUCUCAUUCCCCCACCCCCUGCAGGCCCUGAUGUGUCUCCAUCUUCCCCACUGCCCCUGUGCCUGCUUACCUCCAGCAUGGCGUGGCCUGGCAGACCAUGGUGGAGUAUCUUCUGUAUCCUCUAUCUGAGCUGAUCUGUAAACAUUUCCUGUCAGCCCGGGUAGAGGAUACAGAAGAUCCUCUACCUGUGAUCUGCUCAACCACGCUACAUGCAGGGACCGGAAUGAGGGGGAGCGCUAUGCAUUCUCCUCCUGCCAGUAACCCAGCGAUUGCAACUGAAAUUUCCAGUUAUCUCAGUGGGCCAGUCCGUGGGGUGGCGGCGGCACUUUUUUUUCACAUGAAAAGUGCCGUCGCCACCUCCAAAAAAUUAUUCUCCACCUUACUAUGCCUCUGGUUUACAUUACUGCUAAGGAACACCUCUAGAGGCAGUCACUCAGAUGGCCACUAGAGGUGCUUCCUGGGUCAGUGCUGCACAUUUGAACUCCAUUUGAAAAAGCCAUACAGGUGAAAACGCGUUAAUGGAUGUUACUACUUUGCAUUUUAACUAUUAAAGGAUUUUGGUCACUACACUUGUGUGCUGUGCCAAUUACCUUUUUUUUUAUUUAUUUUUAAUACUGUUUUCAUACUUGUUGGCAUCUUUUAUCUCUACUCCAAAGCAAUCCUAGGUGGGGAUCAAACCACCAACACUCUCAUCAUAGAGCAGUUAGUCUGCUCUAUAUUUGUGAGUAUAUUUUAACUAUUUUUAUCAUAUACAUCACUUGUUUUAUUUAGAGCACUAUCUGUCACCUUAUCUAUUUCUCCCUAGGAUUCUGUUAUCGUGAACCAAACCAAUAUAUCCUAUAAGUGGGCAUUAUACCACUGCAGAUUUACAAACAGAAUAUAGGAGGCGCUCAAGAAUGUAAGAUAAGGUGCAGCUGAUUCACCCAAGUAUAUUAGUCACUCAAUAUACUUAAAAGUGCAGAACAGUGUAAAUCAAAACAAGGUGAUAAGCGCACACACAUAGAAAGGAUAAGUUACCUCCCAUAUAGUCUUUUCUUAACUGAGAUAUAUAUAUAUAUAUCCUAAAUAAAAACAGAAAUAGGACACAACAUAGCGUAAUCUGUCAGGAUAAAUCAUAAGUAAGAUUUAGAAUUCAGAAAACUCACAAUUUUCUGAGCCCAUCAAAGUUGGCUCUGGACUUAUGAAGCAUAUAAACAAAUUCCUCUAGCAGUUGUGGUCCCAGAAGAUGCUGAAUAGCUGGAAGUAGGAACUCUAAAAGAAGUAGAUGUAUAAAGAGGAUUUAUUGCAUACAUAAAACAUAAAAUAAGUGCACAACGCAUUUCAACCCUGUACUUGGGUCUUUAUUAAACAGACUGAGGAAGCUCUUCAGGAGUGAAACACGUUUUGUCAUAUUGAGAACUCUCUUAUUUUAUUUUAUUUUAUAUUAUUUUAAAUACGUUAUAUGCUUAUAUUGUAUUAAUAAAUUACAAAUUUUAAGUCCCCAGGAGCCUAUAGAAUCUUCAUAGGGGUAGUGCCAUCCCCAUAAAUAUUGGCACAAAGCUAAUAUACCUCAGAGCCAGGAUCGGAGGGCUCUAGAAAAGGUGAGCAUUUUUCUUAUUCCACCCUCCACACCAUUUUAAAACAGACUGCACAUUGUUUCCCUUCUCUCCAUGUUUUGUCUUGGAUUGAAGGUGUGAUGCUGUCAUAAAAGCAUAAAGGCUUGUUUACUGAGCCAGUUUUUAUACACAGGCUCCAUCAAAUGUGAGUGCACUAAACUUCACCACUAAAUUAAUCUGAUUUUAUUUCACAUACCGUCUGCACUAUAUUGUAUUUUUUAUUUCUUUUACAUGUACUACUAAUCAAGUUUAUUAUCAAGUCACGUGGGGUAAAUUUACCCCCUCCCCCCACAUACUUCUCUUCAGCGCACCACUUACAGGUGUAGGUUUCAUACUUAUACCAUCUUAUAAACUUUAAUACUGCCAUAACACUGCAAAUAAACAUAGAGAACAGCUAUACUUUUUUUGUUACCAUGCUUAAUGCUUAGUAAUAGCUUGCAAUCACACAAUCCGAUAAACAUACUGCUGAGAACUUCACUCCUUCUAAUUAAGGGUAAAAAGAGGGAUUAUCCCAUAAACUGGGGGAAAAGAAGAAUUUCUGAUAGUGAUACUUUAUAAACAGAUAUUACAGUAGAUCUUUACAGUGAAAUAAUACUGCAAACCAAUAUACAGAACAACUUUAUUUAUUUUACUGUGAUUACCAUUUAGUUAGUAGUCUGUAAUUAUAACAUCUGAACCUUUAAAGGACUAAGUAUGAUAUGUUAAAAGUGCUGCAGAGGAGGAAGGAAAACAGAGACAAGAAAAAAAACAAGGAAACUAUAUAAAACAACUUAAAACUCCACCCUCCUUAUUAAAAAGAAAAGAAAUACGUUUAUACCCUAAAUUAGGAAAAAAGAAGAGAGAAAAAUAAAUAUAUAAGAACUGCAUUGUGGUUUAUGGACUUGUAUUGGACCAUGCUGGCCCUUUAAGAACCAUCUGGGGAUAUAUUGAGACUUUGUGUGACAAUGCCCCUUUAAGACUAUGUCCCCAGACCUUUCAAAUACUUAAAAAAAAAUUAUUAAAUACAAAUUUAAUAAAAUAUCCAGGAGUUGUUUAUAGCUGUGGACUAAUGAUUUUGCAAUUAAGUUUGCCAAAAAAAAACAAAACAAAACUAUUCAAUAAAAUAGAGCAAUAACAUCCAAUGUUUUCUUUCUCUAAGAAGGAAACUUAGAUUAGUAAAAUCCAAUGUAUAACAGUCUUUUGAUUAAAAUUGAAUAAAAUAAAAUAAAAAAUAAAUAAUCGUCUUUUUAAGAUCCUAUGUAUGUAAGCUAAUUCAGUUCACUCCAGUUAUAGAUGAACUGGUAUCUAGAUACUGAAUUAGUUAUUUUGUAUAGUACAAUAUAACGAUAUACAUGGUCCUUAUAAUUGAAAUAUUGUAUCUUGUACCACACGAAUACACAUAAAAUAACUGACAGGCUAUAUUAAGUGGCUUUCAGUUGUAGUAACACUUUACUACUAGUGAUAGGAAAUAAAGUAUAAAAUCCAAGUGCUGAAUGAAAAUAUUUAUUGUAGAAUAAGCUUUUUAAAAAGGGUAAAAUGAAAUAUAUGCUGGAUUUGAAGCAGGAGGAUGAAAUGAGCAGCUGAAGAAAGUGAAUGGACUGUACGAUCGUCACUUAAAUGAAUGGAUCGGUGAUAUUCUAUUCUGCGUUUCACCCGGUUUCCCUUCUGCGUUCCAGAUAGAAGUCGGCAGUAUUUCGGUAGAUGCCGGAAAGCAAUGCAGUGUAGUUCUGAAUGUCGUCCUAACGCAUUUCAUGAGACUUCUCUCACUUCAUCAGAGGAUGCUAGGACAGUCUUAUGGGUUUAAAUAGCCAGCGAAUUAACUGGCUUAUGUUAACUCUUUGUGGUUCAAUUCAUAGCACUGGAUUCAGUAAUGUAAACCAUACAUAAUGAAGAAUAAUAAUAAAAUUUAAACAUACAAUUAAUGAAUUAUAAUACAUAUUGGACCUAUACAUAUUAUUUCAUAUAAAAAUAAAAUAAAAAUAAACAGUAAUUCAUGAAUUCAAAAAUGUACAAAUAUUAAAAAAUGUACAAAUAUUAAUGAAUAGUUAAAAGGUAAUGUUAUUAGAAUUUUAAAAUAUAUUUAAUAUCAUUUUAAUAAUAAAAUGAAUGAUUGCAAAAUCAGACAAUAUAUUGUACAUUUGAUGCUUAAUAAAAACAUUAUUAUAAAACUCUUAUUGUAAAACACAUAAUAAAAACAUAUUAAUUAGCAAUACAAAUAUUCAGAGUUCAGAAUAAAGAUUUAAUAAUGUAGUAAGAAGAUGUCAAUAUAAAACUUCGCUCAGGCAUGAUAUAAAUCGUUGUGCUGGAAGAGAGGGAAAAGAAAAAAAAAAAGUAGAUUUCUAUGAAAAAGCUCUUAAUUCAAAAUCUACAUUCAGACCUUUAGGUUCUAACGUAUCUAGCUGAAAUAUCCAUUUGGCCUCUGCUUUAUCUAAUUCUUUUUCUAGAUCCCCUCCUCUCCAUGGAAUAUUUACUUUUUGGAUUGCCAUAAAACUAAGUCCCUUGGGAUCCCUUGCAUGUAUAAGAUUAAAAUGUCUCGAAAGGUUAUGUGAAUGAAGUCCAUUUUUAAUAUUCCUAAUAUGUUCUCCCAUUCGUGUUUUAAAAGCUCUUUUGGUACGUCCUAUAUAUAUUUUAUUACAAGGACAUUUUAAUAAAUAAAUUACACCAGUGGUGUUACAAUUUAGGUGUGAUUUUAUUUUAAAAAUUUCAUUUGUUUGUGGAUGGGUGAAUUCCGUAAUAUUUUUUUUUUUUGUAAAUAAAGUUUUUAUUAGCAGUUCAGACAAUAACAGAUGGCAGAGCUUAUAUCGUCAGUGAGACUCGCAGGUCUCCAAUUGCGUCUGACAUGAGUACCACCAGUUUUAGAUGAAUCUUUAUAGAGCGCUAUCGGAAGCGGAUGACUGCUGGCCCACAUCAGUGAGGGCAGUACAAUUCUAUAGCUGAACCUCAAUCAAAUGGUGAGUAGUGCGGUAGGUCCCAGGUCACGUCCUCUUACAUGGGGAGUGAGAAAGGGGUCGUUUUGCGGGAUCGGGUCCUAUAGUCGUGCACCUGGUCUGGGACUCCCUUUCCUGUUGUCUUUCCCUUAACUUCGGUGGUGCCUAGGUAUGUUGCGGGUUUUCUCCUGGGUCAGCUACCCUCUCGUUCUGAGUCCGCAUCCGAAUUCCGUAAUAUUUAAAGAUUGGUUUGGAUUGUUUAUACAUGCUUGACAUUUCUUGCAUUUCCAAAAACCUGUUAUUGUUUUAAAAGUGGUACUUUUAUUUUCCCUUGGUUUUUCCUGUUUUGUUGUGGGUGCUAGUAAUAGGCCUAAAUUAGGAGCUUUAGAAUGUACUAUUCGAGGUUUAUUACCUAAUAUUCGUUCUAAUUGAGGGUCUCCUUUUAAAAUAUUCCAAUUUUUUUGUAGAAUAUUUCUAAUUUGAUGAGUUUGGCUGUUAUACCUUGUUAUAAAAGUAGGAGCUUCCAGAUUAGAUAGGUCUUUAUGUGGCUUAGUUUCUAGAAUUUGAUUUCUGGAUAAGAGGGAAGUCUUAGUUUAAGCUUGGUUUAAAAUUUUGUUUGAGUAGCCUUUUGCUUUAAAUUGUGCUGUCAUCAUUUUGGUUUGUUCAGCACAAAUGUUUGGUUCAGAACAAUUUCUUUUUAUUCUCCUAAACUGGCUAAAUGGAAUAUUAUUUAGCCAUGUUUUUUUAUGAAAGCUGUUGUGAGGAAUGAAACUAUUACAUGCCACUGAUUUUUUAAAGGUUUUAGUUUCCAGUUUAUUAUUUUAAAUAUAAAUUUCGAGAUCUAGGAACUCAAGUUUUUCUGUAGACUGAUUAAAAGUAAAUUUUAAAUUGUAAGGGUUAAAAUUUAAAUAUUGUUUAAAAUUUUCUAACAUUAUGAUAUCUCCCUUCCAAAUAAAAAUGCAAUCAUCUAUAUAGCGAUGCCAUGAGACCAGAUUUGCGCCACAUGGGUUGUUGGACCAAAUAUGCUCAUCUUCCCAUUUACCCAUGAACAGAUUGGCGUAACUUGGUGCAAAUCUGGUUCCCAUGGCAUUGCCCUCAAUCUGGAGGUAAUAGUGAUUGUUAGCCCAAAAAAAGUUGUGGCUAAGGAUAAAAGCUACACAUUUCACAAUGUAUUCAAUUUGAUCAUUUUUAAGUUCUGAAAUAUUUGUUCUGAAUAUUUGUAUUGCUAAUUAAUAUGUUUUUAUUAUGUGUUUUACAAUAUGAGUUUUAUAAUAAUGUUUUUAUUAAGCAUCAAAUGUACAAUAUAUUGUCUGAUUUUGCAAUCAUUAAUUUUAUUAUUAAAAUGAUAUUAAAUAUAUUUUAAAAUUCUAAUAACAUUACCUUUUAACUAUUCAUUAAUAUUUGUACAAUUUAUAAUAUUUGUACUUUUUUUAUAUUUGUACAUUUUUGAAUUCAUGAAUUACUGUUUAUUUUUAUUUUAUUUUUACAUGAAAAAAUAUGUAUAGGUCCAAUAUGUAUUAUAAUUCAUUAAUUGUAUGUUUAAAUUUUAUUAUUAUUCUUCAUUAUGUAUGGUUUACAUUACUGAAUCCAGUGCUAUGAAUUGAACCACAAAGAGUUAACAUAAGCCAGUUAAUUCGCUGGCUUUUUAAACCCAUAAGACUGUCCUAGCAACCUCUGAUGAAGUGAGAGAAGUCUCACGAAACGCGUUAGGACAACAUUCAGAACGACACUGCAUUGCUUUCCGGCAUCUACCGAAAUACUGCCGACUUCUAUCUGGAACGCAGAAGAGAAACCAGGUGAAACGCACGCGGCUAGAAUAUUACCGAUCCAUUCAUCUAAGUGACGAUCGUACAGUCCAUUCACUUUCUUCAGCUGCUCAUUUCAUCCUCCUGCUUCAAAUCCAGCAUGUAUUUCGUUUUACCCUGUUUUUAAAAGCUUAUUCAACAAUAAAUAUUUUCAUUCAGCACUUGGAUUUUAUACUUUAUUUCCUAUCACUAGGAGUAAAGUGUUACCACAACUGAAAGCCACUUAAUAUAGCUUGUCAGUUAUUUUAUGUGUAUUCAUGUGGUACAAGAUACAAUAUUUCAAUUAUAAGGACCACGUAUAUUGUUAUAUUGUACUAUACAAAAUAACUAAUUCAGUAUCUAGAUACCAGUUCAUCUAUAACUGGAGUGAACUGAAUUAGCUUACAUACAUAGGAUCUUAAAAAGACAAAUUUAUUUUUUAUUUUAUUCAAUUUUAAUCAAAAGACUGUUAUACAUUGGAUUUUACUAAUCUAAGUUUCCUUCUUAGAGAAAGCAAACAUUGGAUGUUAUUGCUCUAUUUUAUUGAAUAGUUUUGUUUUGGGUUUUUUUUGGCAAACUUCAUUGCAAAAUCAUUAGUCCACAGCUAUAAACAACUCCUGGAUAUUUUAUUAAAUUUUUAUUUAAUAAAAUUUUUUUAAUGUUUGCAUUAUCAGAGAUCUGUUAGUGGAGUCUCUAUUUUUUCCAGUUGAGCAGUUUUUUUUAGCUUUGCCACAACUUAUUCUCUAGAUAGAGGUUUCUUUUUUUGGAAUCUCAACUAUUUAACCCUUUCAAAUACUUUGUCUAUGGCUUUCUCCCAGUUGGUUUAGUAAAUGGAGCUUACUGAACCAGGUAACACUCAGAAUGGUUGUCGUUCGUCUGUUUGAACUGACUUUAACAUGGGAAAUAGACCAACCGCACAGCCUGAUUCUCUGGAACUGUUUUGGGCAUGAAAAUGUGCUUGCGGUCAGUCAUAAAGGACUCCCAGCUAACGUUUUAUCUACUGGGGGGAUUUGUAUGAUUUUUGGGUAUGUUUAUAUUUAAAGUAUGCUGAUUCUGAAUAUGUAUGUUUUAUGUAAAGUUACAGUAUAUGUGUAAAAAGUGUAUUUUUCCUGCCUGUGAUAAAUUACAUUAACCCAUUGUGUUCAGUAAUUAUAUCACAGGCAGAGGGGAGGGAUUGAAUGUUGGGGCUGGGUGUGUUUUAUGGUUUUCCUGUAAAUGAUUGGUUGUACUGUGUCCCACCCUCUGGGAUGUCCCCUUGCAUGGGGACUUGCAUAAAAGCCAGUGUGUGGUCAUUAAAAGUCAGAUCAUCUUGUACCUUCAUGAAGUUUCGGCUCAUGUUUGGGGGAUUGGAGAACUACACUCUGGGGAUUGCUAUAAUCACUAUACUCCCCAAGGUAUAAUCACUAAGCUCUGCUAAGAGCUUGUUCCUGUUCCUGCUCUCUGGAAUUCGGAGAGAGGUCGACCUACUGGAAGCUGGACCCUGGUCUUGAGUCCAGAGUGGGUGGAGACGGCGAGACCCCAACCAAGCUGCGGCGGUUCGUGGGGUCUGCAGUGGUUAUGGUGUCGGGCAGAGUGCUUGGAGUCCUCGGAAAGCACUAGGAGCAUCCGUCAGCGGAAGGUACCCGGUCGGGGUGCCAGCGGUUCCGUUACAGCCUCAAUCACGUGAAUUGUAUAAUAUCUAAAGAGUAAGAACAACAAAACUGGUGGUACAAAAGACAAAGAAUCUGAAACUAUAUUAAUGAUUACCAGCAAGAAAGUCCCAGUUUUCUUUUUUCUGACAACCCAGCGAAGACUCUCAGAAAUUUCACUAACCACUUCUGACAUAGGUGAAGCGAAAGUCUAUGAUACAGUCUGCAGUCCUCAUUGGAGAAUAAAGUUAAAACUCUAGAAGAAAGAAUAGAUGUAACAACUCAAAUGGAAACAAAAACUGACGACUUUACCAGAUGAAAAAUGGAUCACUCUAGAACAAAGGACAACAGACAUAGAAACAGAACAAAAAGACAAAACCUUCCAAUAACGAACAUCUCAGAAACGGUAACUUAUGACAAACUAGAAAAUUUCAAAGCUAAGUUAAGCUAGAUAAGAAAGAAACAAUUAUUGAACGUUGUCAUAGAAUACACAUAGACAGAAAUCAAUCUCAGAAUGAAUACCAAGAGAUGUUAUAGUCCUUUUUCAGUCAUAUAAAACAAGAGUCUGUUUUGAGAGCAUCACGAUUCUGUAGCACAGUUGGAGAGAAAUUCUCUAAGAUUUUGAUAUUUCUAGAUCUGUCGUUCCAGAUAAGACAAAUCAGAAAUUCAUAUGCACAAAUAACAAAAGAAUUAAGAGAAAUAAAUAUACAGUAUAAAUGGGGACACCCAGUGAGCUUGAUAAUUCAAGAAAAGGAUAUGACACACCUUUAAAUCUCCAGGAAAGGUCAAAGAAUGGCUAUCAAGUAAAAGUCGUUAAAGGAAGAGAGAUGGAAAAGGGACAGAGGGAUGAGAAAGAAAAGAGAAGACAACAUUCUGUAUAUAAUACAAAAGUGAGUACACCCCUCAUAUUUUUGUAAAUAUUUUAUUAUAUCUUUUCAUGUGACAACAUUGAAGAAAUGACACUCUGCUACAAUGUAAAGUAGUAAAUGUACAGCCUGUAUAACAGUGUGAAUUUGCUGUCCUCUCAAAAUAACUCCAUACACAGCCAUUAAUGUCUAAACCGUUGGCAACAAAAGUGAGUACACCCCUAAGUGGAAAUGUCCAAAUUGUGUCCAAAGUGUCAAUAUUUUGUGUGGCCACCAUUAUUUUCCAGCACUGCCUUAACCCUCAUGGGCAUGGAGUUCACCAGAACUUCACAGGUUGCCACUGGAAUCCUCUUCCACUCCUCUAUGAUGACAUCACGGAGCUGGUGGAUGUUAGAGACCUUGUGCCCCACCUUCAAUUGGAGGAUGUCCCACAGAAGCUCAAUAGGGUUUAGGUCUGGAGACAUGCUUGGCCAGUCCAUCACCAUUACCUUCAGCUUCUUCAGCAAGGCAGUGGUCGUCUUGGAGGUGUGUUUGGGGUUAUUAUGUUGGAAUACUGCCCUGCGGCCCAGUCUGCGAAGGGAGGGGAUCAUGCUCUGCUUAAGUAUGUCACAGUACAUGUUGGCAUUCAUGGUUCCCUCAAUAAACUGUAGCUGCCCAGUGCCAGCAGCACUCAUGCAGGCCCAGACCAUGACACUCCCAAGACCAUGCUUGACUGUAGGAAAGACACACUUGUCUUUGUACUCCUCACCUGGUUGCCGCCACACAAGCUUGACACCAUCUGAACCAAAUAAGUUUAUCUUGGUCUCAUCGGACAUCAGGACAUGGUUCCAGUAAUCCAUGUCCUUAGACUGCUUGUCUUCAGCAAUCUAAUUGCGGCUUUCUUGUGCUACAUCUGUAGAAGAUGCUUCCUUUUGGGAUGACACCCAUGCAGACCAAUUUGAUGUCACUCUUACUCCCGGUAUCACUUACACUCAGUGUCUGUCACUCUCACUCCCGGUAUGCCUCACACUCAGUGUCUGUCACUCUCACUCCUGGUAUCCCUCAAACUCACUGUCUGUCACUCUCACUCCCGGUAUCACUCACACUCAGUGUCUGUCACUCUUACUCCCGGUAUCCCUCACACUCAGUGUCUGUCACUCUCACUCCCGGUAUCACUCACACUCAGUGUCUGUCACUCUCACUCCCGGUAUCCCUCACACUCAGUAUCUGUCACUCUCACUCCCGGUAUCCCUCACACUCAGUGUCUGUCACUCUCACUCCCGGUAUCCCUCACACUCAGUGUCUUUCACUCACACUCCCAGUAUCCCUCACACUCAGUGUUUGUGCUGUUUGCAGGUUUUCACUCUAUCCAGCAGAUGACUGGCUGUGAGCUGAGGGAUGAUGGCAAUAUCACGGGAUACAAUAAGUUCGGUUUUGACGGGAAGGAUUUCCUGGCUCUGGAUAUGAAGCACGGUGUUUAUGAUCCGCUCACAGACCAGGCUCAAAUCAUAGCACAGAAACUGAACAGCCCGGAUGAGAGACAAGGGGAGAGAGACAAGAGGAUCCUGGAGACUCUGUGCAUCGAAUGGCUGAAAAAAUUAUUACAGUACGGCAAGGAAGAACUGGAUAGGAAAGGUGGGUGCUUGGUAUGGGGGAGGGGCUACAUGGGGUAGGUGGGGUGUGUAUGAAGGAGGAGCUGCACAAGGGAGGUGUAUGGGGGAGGAGUUUCACACAGACGGUGCAAGGUAAAGGGAGGAACUACACAUUUCUGUGGUGUUUGUGUUUAGCUGCAAUUUUCCUCUUACUCAUUUACUGCACCCACACAUAUUAUAUACCGUUGUUCUCUUUCUAAAGAUAUAAUAAUUAAUUAAUAACCAUAAUUUUCAUCAUAUCAUAUAAUUUACUAUAAAACAAAUUAUAAAAUAUGAUGAACAAAUUGAAAAAAAAAAACACACUUUUUCGAACUUUGACCCCCAAAAUCUGUUACGCAUCUACAACCGUCAAACAACACCCAUGCUAAAUAGUUUCUACAUUUUGUCCUGAGUUUAGAAAUACCCAAUGUUAACAUGUUAUUAGCUUUUUUUUUUGGAAAGUUAUAGGGCUAUAAGUACAAGUAGCACUUUGCUAUUUCAAAACCAAUUUUCUUUUUUUAAAUUAACGCAAGUUACAUUGUAACACUGAUAUCUCUCAGGACUCCCUGAAUAACCCUUCAAAUGUGUAUAUUUUUUAAAAGAAGACAACCUAAGGUAUUAAUCUUGGGGUAUUUUGACUCUUUUCAUGCAACCAUUUUACCCCAUUUUACCACCAAUCUAUGCCAAUUUAUGCCAAAUUUAAAAAAUAAAAUAAAUUGGUGACUUAUUUUGACACACAUAGCAAUUUAAGAAAACAUGUAUGGAGAACUUUAAGGGUUACUGCCAAAAAACACCAAAAUAUGUGUUCAGCAACAUCUCCUGAGUACAGUGAUACCACCCAUCUAUAGGUGUGUCGGGUUCUUUGGGGGAUAAAAGACCUUAUUUGGAGGGUGCGCAUUCCAGUUUUCCAACUUGGAAUUUUCACAGCUGGUCAUCAUGCACCCAUGUCCUUGGGACAUUUCUGAAGCCAGCCAAUGUAAUUUACCCGUAUCAAACCAUAUAUUUUUUUUAAUGGUGGUAUUUUAACACUUUCCAUGCACUAAUUCUACCACCAAUCCUUGUCAAACGUUUGGGUCGUAAUUGUUUUGUUUUUUUCUCUCACAUUGUACUUUAGGCAUGGAUUCUCAGUUCCUGUUAUGUGUAACUGCCAAAGAACACCCCAAUAUGUGUUCAGCAACAUCUCCCGAGUACAACAGUGCCCCCAAUGUACAGGUUUUAUGGGUUUUUGCCAACUUACAGGGGUCAAAUGUAGGGCUUUCCCCUUUUCCAUGUUUGCACAUCGAAAUUUGCCAGACUGGUUUGCUGGGCCUAUAUUGCCUGUGAGACCAUAUAGCAGCCCAGGAGUGAAAAUUAGCCCCAUCAUGGCAUACCAUUUGUAGAAGUGGACAACCCACGGUAUUCAACAUGGGGUACGUCCAGUCUUUUGUAGUAACGACCAAAGUUUGCGUUUUUAUUUGUUUUUUGCAUUUUUUACACAGAAACUGCACUUUUACUAGUGAUUUCAUCGUCGUGAUAUGUUUUACUGUUGUAAACUCUCAAAUUCGUGUUCAGCGAAGUCGCCCGAGUAUAAUAAUACAACCCAUGUACAGGUUUUAUGGUAUUUUGGAAGUUACGGGGUCAAUAUAGGGCUUGCCCAAUUCAGUUUGCCAGAUUGGUUUGCUUGGUCUGUGUCGCCUUUUGAGACCAUAUGGUAGCCCAGAAAUGUGAAAUAACUCCAUCAUGGCAUACCAUUUUCAAAUGUAGAUAACCCAGGGUAUUCAAAAUGGGGUAUUUCCAGUCUUUUGUAGUAGCCACUUAGGCACAAAUGCUGGCCAAAGUUAGUGUUUUUAUUUGUUUUUUUAUAAAAUAAAAUUUUAUUUUUACUUAUAUUAUAUAUUAUUAUUAUUAUUUAUAUAGUGCCAUCACAUUCUGUAGCACUGUUAUAUAUAUAUAUAUAUAUAUAUAUAUAUAUAUACACACACACAUAAUAGGUGUGUAUGUAUAUAUAUAUAUAACAUACACAAGAUCCAAAGCACUCACCUAUCCACUAAACAGCAACUUCAAUGUUGACACAUUUUAUUCGUUUUUUUUAUAAUCACCUAAUCUAGGCAAAAAUAAUGGGGGUUUAGUUACAUUAUAUGAUCAUACAUUGCAUAAGUCUGCCACAACGUAUCUACAGUCAGGUCCAUAAAUAUUGGGACAUCAACACAAUUCUUAUAUUUUUGGCUCUAUACACCACCACAAUGGAUUUGAAAUGAAAUGUGAACAAGAUGUGCUUUAACUGCAGACUUUCAGCUUUAAUUUGAGGAUAUUUACAUCCAAAUCAGGUGAACGGUGUAGGAAUUACAACAGUUUGUAUAUGUGCCUCCCACUUUUCAAGGGACCAAAAGUAAUGGGACAAUUGGCUGCUCAGCUGUUCCAUGGCCAGGUGUGUGUUAUUCUCUCAUUAUCCCAUUUACAAGGAGCAGAUAAAAGGUCCAGAGUUCAUUUCAAGUGUGCUAUUUGCAUUUGGAAUCUGUUGCUGUCAACUCUCAAUAUGAGAUCCAAAGAGCUGUCACUAUCAGUGAAACAAGCCAUCAUUAGGCUGGAAAAAAAAAAAAAAACCAUCAGAGAGAUAGCAAAAACAUUAGGUGUGGCCAAAUCAACAGUUUGGAACAAAAAGAAGGAACGCACCGGUGAGCUCAGCAACACCAAAAGACCUGGAGGACCACCGAAAACAACUGUGGUGGAUGACCGAAGAAUUCUUUCCCUGGUGAAGAAAACACCCUUCACAACAGUUGGCCAGAUAAAGAACACUCUCCAGGAGGUAGGUGUAUGUGUGUCAAAGUCAACAAUCAAGAGAAGACUUCACCAGAGUGAAUACAAGGGUUCACCACAAGAUGUAAACCUUUGCUGAGCCUCAAAAGCAGGAAGGCCAGAUUAGAGUUUGCCAAACAACAUCUAAAAAAGCCUUCACAGUUCAGGAACAACAUCCUAUGGACAGAUGAGACCAAGAUCAACUUGUACCAGAGUGAUGGGAAGAGAAGAGUAUGGAGAAGGAAAGGAACUGCCCAUGCUCCAAUGCAUACCACCUCAUCAGUGAAGCAUGGUGGUGGUAGCGUCAUGGCGUGGGCAUGUAUGUCUGCCAAUUGAACUUGUUCUCUUGUAUUUAUUGAUGAUGUGACUGCUGACAAAAGCAGCAGGAUGAAUUCUGAAGUGUUUCGGGCAAUAUUAUAUUAGAGGCCUGGCAGAGCAUCACCAGGGAUGAAACCCAGCGUCUGGUGAUGUCUAUGCAUUCCAGGCUUCAGGCUGUAAUUGACUGCAAAGGAUUUGCAACCAUGUAUUAAAAAGUAAAAGUUUGAUUUAUGACCGUUAAUCUGUUUGGUCCCUUAAAAAGUGGGAGGCACAUAUAUAAACUGUUGUAAUUCCUACACCGUUCACCUGAUUUGGAUGUAAAUACCCUCAAAUUAAAGAUGAAAGUCUGCAGUUAAAUCACAUCUUGUUUGUUUCAUUUCAAACCCAUUGUGUUGGUGUAUAGAGCCAAAAAGAUUAGAAUUGUGUCGAUGUCCCAAUAUUUAUGCACCUAACUAUAUAUAUAUAUACACAUAUACAUAUAAUACGCGUGUAUAUAAUACGUGUGUUUGUGAAUAUAUACACACACACACACUUUUAUUUCCUAUAUAUGUAUAAUAGAUUCUAAUUAAAGCAUUUUAUAAUAUAUUAUACAUAUAUAAUGCAUAUAUAUGAUUUCAUUAUAAGUGUAUUUUGAGAUAUAUGUGUAUAUUAUAGUGCCAGUGGAACAAGGGGAAAGUCUCUUGGGUGAGGCCAGGCAGGAGGCUAGUAAGCAGGCUACUCCAGGAGCUUUUGGCAUAGGUACGUUUGUUACAAUAUAUGUAAUGUGUUUUUAGGUUUUAGCUUUAUAAUGUGUGUGUGUGUGUGUGUACGGGAUGCAUUGUGUUUCUUUGUGUGUGUGUGUUAGUCAAGCAGUGUGCGUUUAUGUGUGUGGGGGUUUGCAUUCGGUGUUUCUGUGUGUGGAAGAAAUGCAUUGUGUUUCUUUGUGUGUGUGAGGCAAGUAGUGUGCGUUUCUGUGUGUGUGUGAGUUGCAUUGGGUGUUUCUGUGUAUGAAAAGGAUGCAUUGUUUUUUUUCUGUGUGUAAGGGAUGCAAUGUGUAUGUAAGGGUUGCAUUGUGUGUUUCGGUGUGUGAGGGAGGGUUUGUGUAAGGGAUGCAAUGUGUGUUUCAGUGUGUGUAAGGGAUGCAUUGUGUGUGUUUCCGUGUGUGUAAGUAAUGCAUUGUGUGUUUCAGUGUGUUUAAAUAAUGUAUUGUGUGUUUAGGUAUGUUUAAGGGGUGCAUAGUUUGUUUCUGUGUGUAAGGGAUGUAUUGUGUGUGUAAGUAAUGCAUUGUGUGUCUCAGUGUGUGUAAAGGAAGCAUUGUGUGUAUAAAUGAAGCAUUGGGUGUUUCAGUGUGUAUAAAUGAAGCAUUGUGUGUUUCUGUAUGUGUAAGUGAUGCUUUGUUUGUGUCUAUGUGUAAGAGAUGCAGUGUGUGUGUAAAGGAAGCAUUGUGUGUUUCAGUGUGUGUAUUGGAUGCAUUGUGUGUGUAAGGGAUGCCUGGUGUGUUUCAUUGUGUGUAAGGGAUGCAUUGUGUGUGUAAGGGAUGCGUGCUGUGUUUCUCUGUGUGUGUUCUUUGUGUUUCACUUCAUGUGUGUAAGGGAAGCAUAAUAUGUCUCUGUGUGUAGUGAGGCAUUGUGUGUUUCUGUUUGUGUAGAGAUGCAUUGUGUGUUUCUGUGUCUGUGUAGUGUGAGAGAGAGUUUGUGGGGUAGGAUUUUUAUAAAAAAAAUUUUUUAAAGAUUGUUAUUAUAAUUUUUUUUUUUUUAAGUGUUUUUUUCCCCCUUCCCUGUAUUGUACCUGUAUCAGGGAAUGGGAACAGCAUAUUCCCUGGUGGUCCGGGGCGCUGUAGAGGCUCUCUCCCUUCACCUCUGUUGCUCUUCUCGCAAGUCCCGUCACCACGUAGAAUUGAGCGCUGCCAUAGUAACAGAAACAAGGCCCAAACGCAGAGGUGAAUACUGAGAUCCUCCUGUCCACCAGUAGUGGUGCACAAACUCUGCAAAGACUUUUGAAUUCCCUUACUAAGUCUGUGUGUAUGUAUGGGGCCCAGGCCACUGCAGAUAGAGAACCCGGCUUGCGGGACCCACUGGUGGCCUGUGUCCCCUACAAGUGCAGGGACUGUACCCCUUGUCCAGAUCGCCGGGCCUGUGACAAAUAUACAACAUCCAGCGCACUCACAUAUUCACUAAACACCAAUUUCAAGUCUCACAGAGACAUUUUAUUUAGCCAAUCCCCUAAUCCUUCCACAGUUCAAUCUGAAGAUGUUCAAAGACUCUGCAUAAAACAGUAUCUUAGCAGAAUCUAACCCACAGUCUGCAAAAAGUCACCCCACAAAAAGUGCAGAGCCUGUUACAAAAAGAGACAUUGGAAAGGAGUCUACAUACUAUUGCCACUCCUGCCCAUCUCUACCUGGCCUAUGUGCUUUUGAUUCAGACCUUGUACAGUUGCUUCCUUCCUUAAAGGGUUAAAUGAGCACUCCACGCAGCUGAAGCACUUUAGCUUGCUGAACUGCUUUAUGUGUGACGUGUGUACCCCCUUUUUUCAUUUACAAAAAGUACACAAUUCAAUAGAAAUUGGCACUUUUCUAAAUUCAGGUUUUCUUUUGCUGUGUUCUCACCAGCCCUCCAACACACUCAGAGGUCAUUAAAGUAAGACUUUCUUCUAUUAUCUUAUGGACUCUUGCCUGUAUAUACGUUUAGUUAUUUUAUCUAGUAAAUUAUUAUAAAUAUUAAACUACUGAGAAAGGCAAAUGUCUAACAAAACCAAACAUUUGAUUUGUUCCUCCUGUGUUCAUGCCAUGCCAGAUGGCUACAAGAAGAAAGUUUGUGGCAAUUGUUCUAAAGAAGCUUCUGAGGAAGCUAAAAGGCGAAAAAGAUUUCAUCUUCUUGUCAUGGUUCCAAAAUACUGUAUAAAAAAUAUUUUGUACAUAAGAACAGCUGCCAUUCAAUCUACACAGUCUUUACUGUGUACCUUACAGCUAGCAAAUACCCUUUUAAGGCAAACACAAAAACAUUUUGAGGUUACAGAUUCAAGUUCUGUUCCUCAUCCGUUGACUUUGCCUCCGAAGGUUCUACUGUCUCCUCUGAUGAGGAAAAUGACUUGGUGGUGUUAAGCACCAGUGUUUGAGCGACCACGUACCAAGGCCCUGAUGCAGCUUCUGCGGAUCCCAAGAGCUAGGAGCUUGAUGCAGACCUCCCAGGAAGCAGAUAGAGAGGCUCUGCAGGAGAUAUGUAUCCAGUACAGAAACAAGGCAAGACUAGGACAGGCACCUAGCAAGAAAACAAGACAAGACAAGACUAGAAGAACUCAGAACUGGAGCAGGACAGAAAUCAGAAGCCAGAACAUGUACACAAGACAUGAGGGAAACAUGAGUAGGGCAGGACAGGACUGUACAUGAACUGGGAAUACAAGACAAAAUAAAACAUGACCAGAUAUGAAAGGCAAAACAAGAGGAGACAUAACUAAGUACUAAUAUGUGCAAUAAACAUUGGAGAUUUAGACAUACAUAAAUGGCCAAGAUGUAUGCAGCCCACCCCUGUGUCAAAGUACUCCAAUUAUGGUGGGUUCCUAUCUGCCUAGAUAUGCAUGACUAAAUAAACAAUAAUAAAACACACACAGCACUUACCUGUAAGAAAGGGGCAGAGGACUUGGAACAACUGUGUGACGAAGUGCCCUUCGCCACUUGUGCCUGGAGAGGACUGCUUGCCUGCCUCUUGCCCUGUGACUAUGGACCCUGGGAGAUUUGGCCCGUUCAAUUCAGUAUGAUAGGAGUUAUGUAUUUUUGUAUCCUUUUGUGUUUUACUGGGAACAUGUGCUCAAUGGAGUCUGCUUCUAUCCCUGGAUAAUUGGAUUACUUUCCCCAUUGUCUCCAGGCUAGAGGGCUCUGUAAAACCAGUUUGGGCCAGAUAUCCAUGCUGCCAGCCAGGCCCCAAAAUAUACUUUACUAACUUCUGAACCCCUGGUCUGAUUCAUGCCAUUUUUUGAUAUGUUGUUUCCCUGAAUGGAUUGAUUGUGAAUAUAUAAUUUUUAUGUGAAUGUGAUGUAUAUUUUAGAAGUUAUGAAUGCUGUAAAAACUGUAUUAGUUCUGGCCAGCAGAUAAUUGAGCUUUGUGUAUUGUAGAAACUCAAUUAUCUAGCCUGGCCCAGAGGAGGAGUUUUGUGUUGCAUAAAUUGUGAGUUCUGUGUGCCAGUAAAUCAGUCUUGUUCCAGCAUUAAGCUUUGGCUCAUGUUUGGGGGAUUGGAGAAAUACACUCUGGGGAUUGCUAUAAUCACUAUACUCCCCAGGGUAUGAUCACUAAGUUCUGCUAAGAGCUUGUUCCUGUUCCUGCUCUCUGGGGAAAGAGAGGUUCACCCACUGGAAGCUGGAUCCUGGCCUUGGGUCCAGGGUGGGUGGAGACAGCAGAGACCCCGGCGCAGUUGCAUCGCUGGAAGUGGGGUCUGCAGUGCUGAUGGUGUCAGUUGGAGUGCUUGGAGUCCUCAGCGAGCACUAGGAGCAUCGAUUGGCGGAGGUACUCAGUCGGAGUGCCAGCGGUCCGUCACAAACUUCCUGCAGGAACCAACUGAAACAAAAGGAUUCAUGGGAAAGGAACGGGUGUGGCAACAAAAAACAAGCAUUUAAAGGAAUCCAAGAGACUGGGAAUUCCAGGAACGGAAUACAGGAAUGAACCCAGAAAACCCAGCAUAAAGAAAACCAGACAUGGAAUAGAAAACCAGAAAAACCAAGAAAAACUAAACAAGAAUUGUAAAAAGAGUACGGGAUACCAGAAGCCAAGGCCAGACAUCUCAGCAGAACAGGACAGGAUGUGACAAUAUCUCAACAUUUUAAAACGUUAUUUUUCAUUAAAGAAGUUAGAAGAAAAAUUGGAUCCAGGAUUCCAUGGAUAAAAAAAGCAGAAUCUUCUUUAAUAAAACAGUUUUUCACUAUGGCAGCACUAAGAAAAGCCCUUAUUGCAGAAACAUCAAUGGCUUAAUUUGGGUGAAUCCAAGGGAGAUCUUUUGAAACUUUAACAUAACAUUAGAAUGGCAUCUAACUUUUGUGCAGAUUCCACAUCUGAAGUUGGGUUUCUCCAAUGUAGCCAGGAGGACAGUGUGGCUUAGAUCAGCAGAUUCAGCUUUAAAGAACACCCUUUGUGAUCUACCCUUUGAAAACUAUUUUGGUCACAUCUGGAUGAUUUGCUCAAACAGAUGGCAGAAGGGGAAAAAAGCCAAGUGGAACAAAACAUUCUUCUGCAGAAACAAAUCUUCCUAUAGGGAUUCUAUUUCAUAGACCCACAUCUAGAAGAAACCAGAGGCAGCCUUUUGACUAUAAGAACAAGGGAAAGUUCUCUGAGGAAAAACAAGGAUCGUAGAUUAUGUCGCCAUUUCUGUUGAAGGAAGACUCCAGGAUUUUUCGCCAGAAUGGAAAAAUACCACCACACAAAACGGAAUCCUGUCAAUUGUAAAAAGAGACUACUGAUUGGAAUUAAGCAAAAUAUUUCCAAGAUGUUUAAUUUGUUAUGCAGUCCAUUUUCUCAGUACAGCCUUCUUUUCAAAGAAGUCCAAACAACAUUGAAGAAAAAAGUAAUCAAAGAUCUUCCCAAAGCAAGGAGUGUCUCUUAAACAGUUUGGCAAAUUUUCUAUAGUAUCCUUAAAGAGAUAAUCAAGCCAUUUGGCUAGUGGCUCCAUAAUCCCUUCCUAUGGCAGACACUAUAGGCCAUCCUGGUGGAUUAUCUUUGUUCUUGUGGAUCUUCAGUAGUGUGUAGAAGACAGGUGUCUUAGGACAGGUCUUGAAUGAGUAUUGAUAUAGAUCUGGUGUUAAUUCGAAUCCAACCCUUUCUGUUGGAUCACUGGAUAAUUUCAUGUAGGUGUUGGUUACUGAAAGUUGUUGUAGUAUUUCAAUCUGAUAAUCGUUAUAGUCUGUGUUUGCUUUGCUAUCUAAAUAUAAAGGGUUUCUCUUACCACCAUGACCACUUCAGUGAUUUGAUCAUGGUGGAAAGUGUCUGUGUAGUGUUUCAGUUUGAAAAACUGCACAUACUGAGUUAUUGUAAAUUGUGUGCUGGGGGCCAGUUGCACCCCCAACACACGUGACUCCGGCAGCCCAGAACUCUGUUCCAAACUGCUCAAUUUCAAUUCUAUGCAUAAAAACAUAUGUCAUCGACAGCCGUAAAACUCAUCCUACAAGCAUGCAGAGCUCCUGCAAGGGGAAGAUAGUUUUCCCCUCUCUCCCUCCUACUGUAUACUCUCUCCGCUAACUGAAUGUUUUUUUGUUGUUGUUGUUUUUUUGUACAAUAAAGGUCUCCGGUGAAUCAGUCCAAUCACAGGCUUCUCUGAGAAUCCUGUGAUUGGACCACGCAAAUGCCAGGUGACUUCAGGACAGAGCAUGGAAGAUCAGCACUGGGAUCUUUGCCCAGCGCUGGUAUAAGGUAAGUUUAAAAGUUUUUAAUACAGUUUGGGGGGCUGGAGAUCUAUUAUUAACUUAUAUGUCAGUACAAUCUAAAAAAGUGAUUGUUUAAGGGUUGGAGUAACCCUUUAAUCUGUAUUUUAUUUAUAUAUUUUUCUUUUCUAAUCUCAGUUCGACCAGAGGUGAAGGUUUCAGAUCAGAAAGCAGAUGGAGCCACAAAGAUUUACUGCCACGUCUACGGGUUUUACCCCCAGGACGUGGAUGUGAAUUGGAAGAGAGAUGACGUUGACGUUCCCUCAGAUGAACCCAGACAAGUUCUUCCCAAUAUGGAUGGCACUUACCAGAUCACAGUUACUGUGGAAGUACCACUAAAGGACACAGGGAAAUACACCUGCCAUGUGGAACACAUCAGCUUGGAGAAACCACUUAUAGUAAAUUGGGGUACGUGUCACAAUAACACAGAUAUCAUGAGUUGUUUUUCAGUGUGGGCUUUUUGAGUAAUUUUAGUCUCUAUCGGUCGUAAAGUAAUAAACUCAAUAAUAUGAUAAUUACAGAAAAGGGUGAGUGUAAUGGAGCUCCCUGUACCCCUGGCUGGGUACCUCCACCAAGGACCGCUUCUUACCUGGAGCAGUGGACAAACCACAGCACUUCUGCCCACAGUCGCCGUGGUUUGACUGGGGUCCUGGAACCGCUCCCUCCUGGAGCCGAAUGGGGAACUUGCUCUAUCAACCCCCAGGCACUGGAUGACACUCAGUCCUGGGAGCUCUAGUCCUUACAAGAACUUUCCCCAAUGAAUCCUCCACACUGGAACAGUGAUUAGCCCUUUCCCAUCCCAGUAUCCAGACAACACAUAGUUCUGGGAGUACAAGCUGGAAUGUUUUAAUCUGGCCAGAUGGUCUGCUGUUAUACAGUUUCAGAUACAGUUGAUCACGCUCAUGACACUCCCAUACAAACAAGAUAAUCCCUCUUCUGGACUAGUUACCAGUCCCAAACUCCUCCCCUGUGCCUGAGAGAUAAUUGUGUCAGGAACUGAACCAACUCAAUUUUCUCAGCGCUUCUACCCCAGUUGACGUGGCUUUACUGGGGUCCUCCUGGAGCCUGUCGAUCCUGGGACAAGGUAGGGGACUAGCUCUAUUUCCUCUCAAGGACUUGACGACACACAGUCCUGGGAGCUAUAGUCCUACAAGGACUUUCUUUGAGGAAGGGACUAUUUGAGAUAGCUUUAGUAACUUGCAAUCCUAUUUAGGUGACUUGGUGGAAUUCUAGUAUUUACUUUUUUUAAAUCAAUAAAAGUAACACUUUAGUCAAGGAAGACUAUUGCAAUUUGAUUACCAAUACUUCAUAGGACAGUCCAGUCUUUCUUCAGUGUGGAUAAGUUUCCGUUUUUAGGGUAACCCCAGAGUGAGUGUUCUUAUUGAUCAAGCUCAUUUGUUGGUGUUUAGUAUAAUUAUUAAAGAACCAGGUGAAAUUUAGCAAAGCUGUAUUAGCACAGCAGCAUCAUUUAGAAGUCGGGGCAGGACACACAUAUGAAGAUCUCAAAUGCAAAAAAACUGGCUGCAUGUCAAGAGUGGAAAAGAGAAGAAAUACAGGAAGAGAACCCACCUCCUCUUCAGCACCAGAGAGACCAUAUAGGACAGACUGCAAAAUGCUACCAGCAGCCAAAAGUCUUCAAACUAGUAGAGGCUGGUGGGGAGCCAGACUGGUCACUUCAUGGAUUUGAAUCUAUCCCUAAAUGUUUUUAAUAAUGAAUAGGAAUAUGCAUGGCACUACUACCUUCAAAAUCUGUGGACUAUCCCAAAGAUAGGGAAUAAACCACAUAGAUAUUCUUAUUAAAGAAUAAAAUAAAUAGGGUAUUUUAAGGCCAAACUAAAAUUUCAAGUGUAAUACAGAGGUUUUCCACUAGAUGCCUCCAAAUGAUUACUUUGCAAAUAUUUAUUUUACAGUAAAGUGCUUAAUGCAAUACAAAUUUAUUCAGUAGGAAAAUUAAAAUAAAAAAAUAUUAUUUAUAAAGCACCAACAAUUCUGCAGAACUCUACAAUAGGUGGACUAGCAGACAAGUGUGACGGACGUCUGGUACCCCGGCUGGGUACCUCCGUCAAGCUUGCUUCCUAGCUCUCACCGAGACACCAGCAGCGUUCCAGCCCCUAGCUGCCGCAGCUUGGCUGGGGUCUCGCUGUCUCUUACCACCCUGGAGAAGGGUCCUGGAUACAGCUUCAAGUGAUUAAGCUCUCCUGCAGAGACUAUAGCUGUGUAGCUGGUCAACCCAAACACUAGCCUAGACUGAGUGAAGGGUGAAAAGGAAUUGGUUUAUUAUGGCCAAAUUGCCUGUUUAUAUACAUGGCUCCCAGCAGAGGGUCUCUAUUCAAUACAACACAAGCCCCUCCCAUAGAUCUCUGGGCCUGGGAGAUAAUUGCGUUAAAGACCAGUAUGCUAAUUAUCUCCCAGGAAUAGAGAACCAAACACAAAAUAUAAAAACAUAAAAGUACCCCAAAACAUAAUAAAAACACACAAUAACCCCACAAAUCAUACAAAGCACUCAGAUCCAUACAGCACAAGGGAAUCGCCACUGUGUCACAAGUUCUGACCGGCCGUACACAUGGCCCCAUGCCCAAAACAGUUCCAGGGCAGUUAGUGCUUUUGCCGGUCAUCUUUCGGGAGCUCCUGCGGCCAAAAUACGGAGUGCUCCUCCUGGCUUUCAUGAAGAGUUUAUUCAUCUUAGUCUCAGGCACAUUCCCUCCUAAAAGCAAUUGCAUGGUGGUUCGCAAAGUGGUCAAAACCACCGGACCAAGUUGCCUGGGAACCACACGGUCCCCUAGCCGAAAAUAUUUCCAGAGUAAUCAAAGCUAGGUAUCGCUGGAGACCGACUGGGAACCACGAAGUCCUCAUGCCGAAAUUUGUUCCAGGCAAUGGCGGCCAAGUACCCCUGAGACUGUUCAUGGUUUUGGUGCAUGCGAACGGCCACCAGGGAGCCAGAGUUCGGCUGAAUUCGGGAGAAGGGAAAAUGCCGAACCUGGGCAACUGGGGGAAAUUCUCUUCGGGAGGUUAAACAGGUUAACUCCCAAACUGGAGAGCAAACAAUGGGUCGCAAGAGUAUUCUGAGAACGGACAGCAGCUAAAAUAGCCUGCCCUUCGGUGGGUCCCCGCUCAGAACUCAUUUGGUUUUACGCUCACUUGUGCCAUUACAGAGAGAACAUAUCUGAACAGAUAUCAGACUGGACCACCCAUAACAUAGGCAGACCCGAAUGCCAGCAAGUUCUCUCUGCACGAGAGAUACAGCAACCCCAGACGAUCGCUUCAGCCUUGUUAGGCAUCGUCAGUGAGGCAUAGCUGAUAUCUCUCUAGGCACCGUGAGCAAGGGGUCCACGUCUGGAUUACCCUUUAGACCAAUGGAGAGCAAACAAUGGGUCGCAAGAGUAUUCUGAGAACGGACAGCAGCUAAAAUAGCCUGCCCUUCGGUGGGUCCCCGCUCAGAACUCAUGCUGGUUUUAGCUCAACUUGCGCCAUUACAGAGAGAACAUAUCUGAAGCAUAUCAGACUGGUCCCACCCAUACGGGCAGUCCAGACCCGAAAUGCCAGCAAGUUCUCUCUGCACGAGAGAUACAGCAACCCCCAAACUGGGUUUGUGGACAUGGCCCAUAGUCCUUGUUGCAGGAGACUAGCCAGCAGGAUUCUCCAGGAGCUCGUGGCAUAGGCAUGUUUGCCACAACGAGCAUUUGUAACAUGAUGAGUUAGACGGACAGGAACAGAGGAUGUUGAGGACCCUUCUCAAACAAGUUUGCAUUCCACAGGGAGUGGGGUAAAGUGGCACAAGAGGUGCGGGUAGGAUGUAUUUCAUUAAUGGGGGGGGGAGCUGAUAGUGCAGAGAGAAGGGGAGAAAGCUGAUAGCGCAGGGUGGAGUAGAGGGAGCUAAUAGCACAGGGAGGAGGGGAGAGAGCUGAUAGCGCAGGGUGGAGGGGAGGGAGCUGAUAGCGCAGGGUGGAGUAGAGGGAGCAAAUAGCACAGGGAGGAGGGGAGAGAGCUGAUAGCACAGGAUCGAGGGGAGGGAGCUGAUAGCGCAGGGAGGAGUGGAGAGAUCUGAUAGCGCAGGGAGGAGGGGAGAGAGGUGUUGGGUCAAAGAAGAAGGGAGAAGGACGCCAGCCUCAUAUCUUUUACUGAUCCAAUUCCACCCCCUGGUGCAAACAGCUAAUAAGAGCCCAGUUGGCAAGAUACUAGGCUGACCUCUCUAAUUAUUGCAGAUUAUUUGGCUCCCUUAUGGGCCCAUUAACAAACAAUAGGGGGCUGUCCGGCAAAGUUGAGAACUUUAGACAGAGUUUAAUCAAAUUUUUGGAAGAACCCCAAAAAUCUGAAAAGGCAUUUUUUCUUUACUCUCACUAGCAACAGUACAGAGGAGUAAACAAGGGAAACUUGUUAAAACCAGAAAAAUUUAUAUAGUUUAUUUUUACUUUAUUGCAAAAAAGGAGGGGGGAAGGGGCUUACGGAUGAGCCUCUGCCACUUCCAACACACUCAUACUAGGCACUAACGAUUAUUACUAACAAUCCCCUCCUCAAUGGUGCCUAAAUCGAACCUACUACAUUUAUUUUUAAGUAAACAGAGUUAUUCACUAACAUGACAAUUCAAAAUUAUUUUUAAAUUUAAGGUCAAGAUAGUCGAAUUAGAACUAUGAGCUAUGCCUUCAGUUUGACUACUUUGGCCUUAAAUUUGAAAUUCACUUUGAAUUCUCACUUUACUAAAUUAAGGGUUUUGUCAAAAUGUCAGCUGGGAAUUGCUAGAUCUCAAUAAAUCCUUUCUGGUGCAGGUCUCUUAUUACAUAAUGUCAAUGUGCUCGGUGUGUGCAGUGACUUUCUAUGUUUGCACCAUCUUUAUGGAGUUCUGGUUGUCUUCCAUCGGUCGGAUGGGCAUUGGCUCUUUGUUCCCAGGUCCUCUAGAAGUUGGUUAACCCAUUGUGUUUCCGUGCAUGUUUCUGCUGCUUGUGUAGUACAAUGUCCCACUGAUUCUUCCUCCGAAGAGACCCGAGCUAUAGCUUUGCACAAGGAAGAGGGAGAUCUGUUUAAAUGGGUCCGAUGUACAGGAGGAUUUUGUUAUCCAUAGGAUUGGUAGCAUUUAGACUUUCCUUGUCUGCCUUCCUUGAAAUGCUCCCAGGGAAGCCAACCACUCGGUGACUAAUGCAUUCUACUUAACCAACUUUCUUCUCUGACCCCUCCUAUCCAUCUAGAUCAGGCUUCCCCAAGCUCCGUCCCUCCAGAUGUUGCUGAACUACAACUCCCAUGAUGCUCAGCCUAUUUCAUUCAUAGAAUCAUGGGAGUUGUAGUUCAGUAACAUCUGGAGGGCCAGAGUUUGGGGAAGCCUGAUCUAGAUAGUAAGCUCCAAUGGGAAUAGGGCCCUCAAAACCUCUUGAAUUUGUUUGUCAUAUUUUGUAUUUUCUCUUAGACUUUUUAUACCUUUUGUCCUUUUACUUCCACCAGCUGUACCCACGGACAGUUAUGGACAAGUAAUAAUAAGGUUCUCUUAACACCUCUUAGAUUUUCAGAAUUUCUCACCCCUAAUCAUACCUUUUGUUUCUCUAUUAUUUAGAGCUGAAGUCAAACCCCGUCCUGUGGAUAGUGAUUGGUGUUAUUGCUGUUCUUGGAGUGAUUGGCAUCGCUGUAGGAUUUGUUAUAUGGAAGAAGCUUUCAGGUAACAAUCUAGCCAACUGCAAUGUUACAGACCAAACAGAGCAUCUUGUCAGAAUAUGUUUAAAUAAAGCAGGAGCAGGAUAUCCCUGCAUGUUCACAGGUGGAACAAUCACUGCCUCAGUGUGGCUGGAGCAGGAUAUCCCUGCAUGUUCACAGGUGGAGAAGUCACUGCCUCAGUGUGGCUGGAGCAGGCUAUUCCCUGCAUGUUCACAGGUGGAGCAAUCACUGCCUCAGUGUGGCUGGAGCAGGAUAUUCCUGCAUGUUCACAGGUGGAGAAGUCACUGCCUCAGUGUGGCUGGAGCAGGCUAUUCCCUGCAUGUUCACAGGUGGAGCAAUCACUGCCUCAGUGUGGCUGGAGCAGGAUAUCCCUGCAUGUUCACAGGUGGAGCAAUCACUGCCUCGUUGUGGCUGGAGCAGGCUAUUCCCUGCAUGUUCACAGGUGGAGCAAUCACUGCCUCAGUGUGGCUGGAGCAGGAUAUUCCUGCAUGUUCACAGGUGGAGCAAUCACUGCCUCAGUGUGGCUGGAGCAGGAUAUCCCUGCAUGUUCACAGGUGGAGCAAUCACUGCCUCAGUGUGGCUGGAGCAGGAUAACCCUGCAUGUUCACAGGUGGAGCAAGCACUGGCUCAGUCAGAGCAGCUGGGACUCAGACAAACACAGGGAUAUCCCUAAACCUUUCCAACCCCUGUUUUUAGGCUGCAGAUUGCUCUCUCUGUGUUACAGACUCUAUCCAUUGCCUGUUAAAUAAUGUCCUGAUUGUAGGAUGGAAUUAUUCUACCAGCUUCUAACACAGAAUUUUAUUUGUUUCUCUUCAGGACAAAAUCACAAUUCUCCUUCAAUAGUAAGUAACACAUUUGUCAUAAUGAUAAUGUAUACAUUCACUAUGACUGUUACUGGAAUGUGUGUCUGAGCUGUAUGUGUAUUAUAUGUGUGCUGUGUGCUGUGUGUGUGUGUGUGGGGGGGGAGGAUAAUUGUAAUGACAUCCAUGCUCGGCCACUUUUUGCAGGGCAGGACUGGGCAUACAAAGCAUACUCACAUGCAGACCAGUGGUGUAUUUUGAAUUUGUGCUGCCCUAGGCCUGAUGAAACACGGGCACCCCCCCAAUCUAAAUUUGAUCCACCCUUUCCUGUCAAGGCUGCACCUCUUCCUGUUUUAGACCAACAUGCAGUUUGACUGACACCCAAUGACACAUUUACUCACUGACAGGCACACACGCUCAGAUACACAAACUGUGACACACACACACAAAUUCAUUGACAGACACACAUUCACUCACUAGCAGGUACACACUUUCACUGACAGACAAAUGCGCUCACUAAAAGACACACACUUACAGACACACUCAUUUACUAACAGACGCACACUCGGACAAACACUGACUGACACAUACACUCACUAGCAGAUACACACUCAUGCACAGACGUACACAAUCACUGACAGACACACACAGAUUCACUCACAGACGCACACUGACACAUUGACUGACAGGCACACACACAUUUACUGACAGGCACACACACAUUCACUGACAGGCACACACACAUUCACUGACAGGCACAUACGGACAGGCAUGCACAUUCACUAACAGACACACACACACAUUCACUCACAGACACCACGAUACUGACACACUCACACACAUUGUCCAACACACAAAUUAUACGCAAUUUAAUUUUAAUUAUCCACCCAGCCUCCCUACCUUUGGGACAGUUGGAGUGGAUUCUUCCCUGUGGUCCAGUGGGGCUGGCAGCUGGGUUGGCUCUUGCUGCUGGGCAGGCAGACGGGGACUGUCAGCCUAUGCGGGUUGCAAGGGAGCACUCUGUACUCUGAGCUCUUCCUGCUCAGCUCCCUUGUGCGCCGCUUAGUGAUCCCAGGAGCUGGAAUGACGUCAUAUUCCGGCUCCCAGCAUUGCUAGAACGCCUCAGGGGCCCUGAGGUGGCCGUUUGGUCAGCUCCUGUGUCCCCGUGAAAGAGGCUAACAGGGCAUCUGCCAGGGCACUUGGUUGGUGGCUUUUUUUACCGUCCCCUUGAAAGUGCUGCCAGGGCAAAUGUCUUGUUAGCCUCAUUAAAAAUACAGCGCUGAUGCAGAGCUGAUCUGUCUAAGGCAUAUGUUCUGGGAGUGCAACUAGCACCCAGCACACAAGUGCCAAUAAUUCUGGGUGUGCAAUUUUACACAUCCCAACUACUAGCAGCAUGACCUCUUCAAAAAGUACAAGUGGUCAUAGUGGUUGGAGUAACAGUUUACGUUGCAGCCAGUACCAUGUUUACAAGGAAUGGUGGGGGCAGACAAUCACAAGGACUGUAGACCACACGGGAGACUUAAGAGAGUGGCAGGGCAGCCAGUUUCAUCUCUGGGUCAGUGGGCGUAUGUGUGUGUUUGUGCAUCUGCAUUUGUAUCUAUAUAUAUCUGUGUGUUUCUGUGCUGCAUGUGUGUCAGUGUUUGAAACUGUGUUUGUGUGUGUAUUUCCAUGUAUGUCAGUUUAUGUGUCUGUAUCUGCGUGUGCUAGUGUGUGUAUCUGUGGCCUGUUUAUCUACACAUGUGUGUAUAUGGGUAUCAGUGUGUGUUUGGCAGUGUAUAUGUAAAGAUGCACAGUUCUCAGUACUCAGACAUCAAAACAACACACAAAUACACCUCUGUAUUAAAACGCAAACACUGCAUACAAACACAACCCUACAUUCACUCACAUAUACUCCAUACAAUCAAAUGCUUACAUUCAAACACACAAACACUGUUUAGUGCUAAAUACAACCCUAUAAGGAUGGACAUAUAGAUCCCCAGUGUGGGAGUUGUACAACAGAUGGGAAUCUACCUUUUGGCCACCCUUGUGAUUGGGACGGGGGCAAAAUAAUUAUUGGACUUGGGCCCUCUUUACGUUAGUUCCGCCACUGGCUGUGCAAUAUAUGUUUUUAUAUUUAUGAUAAUUAUACUAAUAGAAUGUUGUUUGUUUGUUUUUCUCUAUUUUUAGCUCUGA
Molecule: messenger RNA, 33595 nt
Organism: Pelobates cultripes (western spadefoot toad)
Lineage: Eukaryota; Metazoa; Chordata; Amphibia; Anura; Pelobatidae
Source: the annotation of a GenBank genome assembly